AUGGAGGAAUCGUCUAAUACGAAUUCUAGACCACGAAGAAAAACUGCUACUACUAGCUUAACUAAUGAAGAUGCUACAAUGGAUGAUACUUACGAUGACGAGGCUGUUAAUCAAUUUAUAAAUGAUAUACAAUUGGAUGAUUAUGAUGAUGAUGAAGAUGAAUAUGUUUUCGAGGAUGAUGAUGAUGAAUUAUUUGAGGAUGAAUCAGAAGAAGAUGAUUAUGAUGAAAAUUAUAAUCUAAAAGAUGAAUUAAAAUCAGCUAGUGGUAUUAAAACAAGAAAUAGAAGGGAAAAAUUACCAAUAAAUUCAAAAAAUUAUUAUAAACGUAAAAUGACAAAAGCUGAUAAUAGAGAAUUAGAUCCGGAAGUUCGUCAUAAUUUAUCUAAAGCUCACGAAGCCUUUGUUAGAAACGAUUUACAAGUUGCACAAAAUUUAUACCUUGAAGUUAUUAAAAAAGAUCCAAAAAAUUUUAGUGCUUAUAAAACUUUGGGUGACAUUUUACAAAGACAAGGUAAAUUAGGUGAUUGUUGUAAUUAUUGGUUAUUAGCUGCAAAUUUACAUCCUUGGGAUUUUGAAUUUUGGGGUCAAGUUGCUGAAUUAAGUGGUGAACUAGGUCAUAUUGAUCAAGCUAUAUAUUGUUAUAAUAGAGCAAUUUCAAGUGAUAUAAAAAGAAGUGCUCCUUAUAUAAUAGAAAGAGCAUUGAUAUAUAAAGAAAGAAAACAAUAUGGGAAGGCACUAGAUGGUUUUCAAAAAGUACGUCAAGCAUUCCCACAAGAUUCAAAUAUAGUCCGACACCUAGCUAGUGUUUAUUCUGAACAAAAAAGAUUGAAUGAUGCUAUAAAUUUAUAUAUGAAAAUAUUAGAUAAUAAUAUUCAUCCUGAAAAGACUACUGAUAUAUAUCCAAAAUUUGAUUGGGCUGAAUUAAAUAUUUUAAUAGAACUUUACAUACAACAUCAUUCUUACAGAACAGGUUUAACAGUUUUAAAGCUAGCUACAAGAUGGAUACAAGGUAGAACAGAUGAAACAUUUUGGGAUGAUAAUGAUGAUUUAGAAUUUGAUAAAGUUAAAAGACCUGAAAAAUUGAAAAUUGAAAAACUGAAAAAAUUGAAUAAAAAUGCUGCAUUGAAAAAACCCUUUGAGUUACCAAUUGAUAUAAGGUUCAAAUUAGGAUGCUUAAGAAUGGGUGCUGGUGAUAAAGAAUUGGCUUUGUCCCAUUUUAAAUAUUUGUUAGCUGAUGAUCAAAAUCAAAUUGAAGAUUUACAUUUUGAAGCAGGUAAAGUAUUAGAAGAAAAUGGUUAUUAUGAAGAUGCAUUGGAAUAUUUCACUAAAUCUAUUGCUUCUGAAGAAUUUGGCAAUAAUCCGGAACUUAUAUACUUGUUAGGUAGAUGUUUAUAUGAAGUUGGUGAUUAUGCACAAGCUAAAAAAGCUUAUGAAACAUUAUUACAUGAUGAUCCUGAAAAUUUAGAUUAUAAGCUAGCAUUAGCUGAAACUAUAUAUUAUUUGGGUGAUGAUGAAAGAGCACAAGAAUUGAUACGUGAAGUUCAAACACAAAAUCAAAAGGAAAAGAAGCUUGAGGUUGAUGAAGAGGAAGAAGAGGAAGAAUUUACACCAGAUACACAACAAGCAUUAAUUAAAAGUCAAUAUAAACCUAGCACUUCAAGAAAGAAUAAAUUAACAGAACAAGAAAAAGAAGAAAUUGAAGCUAAUGCAACUAGAAGAGUUUUAGAAAAAUAUCAUCGUAUGGAAAAAUUUAAAGAAGCAGUGAAUGCUGGUGAUAAAACUGCAGCUUUAGCUUGGUUACAAUUGGGUAAACAAUUGAUUGAAAUGUUUGCCAAUGUAAAAGCAUUUUUCCCAAAAGAUAAAAAUAAAGAAUUUAAAGGUAUUUUAAGACAUUAUAAAAGUAUAGAUAAUAUAGAUGAAAAAUUAGCAAGAGCAUAUAAUUUAUUAGAUGGUAUUGUUGUUGAAGAGAAUUAUUCAAAGCAUACAUUAACUACAAAAACCGAAUAUCGAGGAUUAUCAUAUGAUCAAUGGUUUGAUAUUUUUGCUGAAUAUGCUAUAUUAACUGCAACCUAUGAUGACAAUGUGUCACAUGCCGAUGAAGUUUUAUCAAGUGCAUUGAAUGUUAUUAUAUUUGUUCAAUCAAAAGUUAAAGAAUCUACAUUAAGGGUACUUAAAAUAUUACUUGGGAUCAUGAAUAAAGAUUUUUCAGAAACAAUUGCAACAGUAAUUAGAACAUUUUUGUUAUCGAAUCAAUUUUCUCCAUUUAUUUGUAAAUUUUUCAUGUGGUGUUUUGGUUCAGGAAUUAAAGCAUGGGAAGUAUUUGCAAAUUAUAAUCAUCAAAAAUAUUUCCUCAGACAAUUAAAAUCAUAUGAUUCAAUAGUUAAAAAUGAACAUAUUAAUGGUCAAGCGCAAAUUACAACUGAUUUAUCAGGUAUAAAAUUAGGUAAUUGUCAUCCGGAUUUAGUUUAUAUAUAUGCAAAUUUACUUGGUGGUAGUAGAUCAUAUAAUUCAUCGGUAUUUCAUUUAUAUCGUGCAUAUAUUGAUUAUGAUAAGGAUCCAAUGAUUUGUUUAGUUUUGGGAUUAGCUCAUGUUCACAGAUCAAUGCAAAGAUUAAGUGAAAAUAGACAUAUGCAAUUAUUACAAGGUAUUAGUUAUUUAUUGGAAUAUAAAGAAACAAGAGAAACUAAUGCAACUAUAUAUGAAAUACAAGAAGUUGAAUAUAAUUUUGGUAGAUUAUUUCAUAUGAUUGGAUUAACUACAUUGGCUGUACGUCAUUAUAAUAAAGUUUUAGAAAUGAAAGAUAAGAUAGAAGAUGUAGAUUAUGAUUUAAGUUGGGAAGCAGCUUAUAAUUUAACAUUGAUAUAUAAUAUCAAUGGUAAUCCCAAAUUAGCAAGGGAUAUAACAGAAGAGUAUUUGGUAUUUGAUUGA
Molecule: messenger RNA, 2928 nt
Organism: Insectozyma verbasci
Lineage: Eukaryota; Fungi; Ascomycota; Pichiomycetes; Serinales; Debaryomycetaceae
Source: the annotation of a GenBank genome assembly